Molecule: messenger RNA, 1228 nt
Organism: Prorocentrum cordatum
Lineage: Eukaryota; Dinophyceae; Prorocentrales; Prorocentraceae
Source: the annotation of a GenBank genome assembly
UUCAUAUUCGGUUUCAGACAACUAGUCGCGUGUCCGUAGCUUGUUUCAUGCUGGAGCGAAGAAGCACCCUCUUGCCGUAUUCUUCGUCACAUCUUCUUGGGUUCGCGAUUGUAUCAUCAGAGUUGCACGCAUUCCUUGUGCGCAAUGUCUUUCGCAACUGGUUGCGUGUUAACGACAGUCGCAGGGGGAAAAUAUUCGACGGUUCCACCAAACACUUUAUUUUCUGCACGGUAUUACAUAGCUCGCUGUGCUGCCCCGCCGGACAUCAUCAUUAUGUGGUGUCGGGCAGGGACACACACAUUGGCAUUGUCGGGCAGCAGGCUUUUCCCAUUUUUUUGUUUGGCAGCCUUUGGAAGUUCCACGCGGCAACGUGCAUUCUACCGCCGGAAGCAGCGAACUAUUGUGCGGACCAAGCAGCUGGAGGGAAAAACAGCACCACAGGCCAUACUUGGCGAUGCACCUGUGAGGCAAACUACCACUGACAAGGUCGUCACCCCUUUCGAGGGUCACGGCAGGAGAACCGAUCGCAUCGGCAAGCAUGAUUUCCACGUGGAGGCGAGCGGCGAACAUACGGUGGCCGUGCCAUUGCCGCUUCGCGAAAACGUUGCGGCCUCGUUGACGAAGUACAUGCAGUUGCCGGCCAGCCAGUACGCACUGAUACCACUGCCAUUUGGUGCAUCGUUGGAGCGAGUCCGUGAACGGCUACCCCUCGAGGGCGGCGGGGAACUUUUUGAGUUGAUCGUGCCGUAUGUUAAUAUUCCUGGUGUGGUUUCAGUGCAGCCCGUCGUCAUGUGUACCGUGCGGUCACUCCCCGACCAAGUCGUGAUCGAGGGGACGGAGUGCACACUUCGUGGUGCCGAUGCCUUCAAGUAUCGUCUCAAUGACCGCUUCUGCUUUUCAGUGCGCGCUACUCUCACUUGGCUGGACGAGGAUUCCACGCGGUCGAUCGACAUAGCUUCAACUAUCAAAGUGGAUGUCGACCCACCGACCAUUUUCCGCAAACUCAUGCCCAAGAAAUGGUUAGAACAUCUAGGCAGUACAAUGGUUGGUGCAACGCUUAGGUAUCUUCAGGGCGGCUUCAUUCGUUCCUUAGCCAAGGAAUAUUUGGCUUGGGAGGCCGACCCAGACCAUCGUGAAGCGCGUGCUCGCUUACUCUGAUAGCUUGCGGAUCAGCUUUCGGCACGCCUGGCGGAGUGAUCAAACCGCGAUCCCCGAAAUCAUCCCCCCC